Messenger RNA from Trichoplax adhaerens, 1176 nucleotides. RefSeq lists its product as uncharacterized. The transcript is spliced from 15 exons. Bases 1 to 1176 code for a protein of 391 amino acids. The record is from RefSeq and is a predicted model, not a curated record. Lineage: Eukaryota; Metazoa; Placozoa; Uniplacotomia; Trichoplacea; Trichoplacidae.
AUGAUGUCAUCAUUGGGAAUAAAAGUGCCAUACUGUAUACACCCAUAUUAUACUCAAAACCCGAACUUUAAGUGCCAUGAUAUCGCACACUAUUCACACAAGGCAAAAGUUGCAGCUGUUCUAGAGCGCAAUUUGCAUGGAUUAAUGGCUGGUGAUCAAGCGAGAGAUGAAAGUUUUUCUUUACUACAAUUAUUAAAUCAACGCCAUCAAGAUAAAUAUAAGAAAGGUCGACAAGUCGACGACGAUCGUCAAUAUCAUCAACAUUUUAAGGAUAAUGUUCUAGAUGUCAAAAGUCCAACUGGUGAUCAAGACGAUUUACUAUUUUUCGUUAAACGUUGCAUGGUCGAUGAAGAGGUGAUUGUAACUGAGUCUCGCAAAGUUCAAGUUUAUCGGAGAACGACCAAAAAUUUACCCAGUUCUGAUUCAUUAAUUUUUGCUUUGGCUACUGUUAUUGACGAUAUGUAUAGUGCUGCAGAUGAAAUGGUGCUGUGGGAUGAAACCGUUUGUUUAAAUAUGAUCUUGCAAAAUUUUAAUUACAUCAUUACAAUGGCUGCAUCUAAUAACGAUAAUGCUACGGAUAUUAUCAAACGUUGGAGCCAUACAGUAUUUGCAUCUCCAAACAAGCGCAGAAUGGAUUCAAAAGGUGAUACUAGCGAAAAUAUUGACUAUCCUAAUAUAUACUUUUAUAUCGAUGAAUUUGAAGAGGUCUUUAAAGACUUUACUUUUGGUCAUAAUCAACACUUAGCUAUCGAACUUGUAGCCGUCAGUAAGGCGGAGCCAGCAGAAUGUCGUGUAAUUUUUCAGGGAUCAGUUCGGUUUCAAGUUGCAUGGGAACAUUUCGUUAAAAAACAAUCUGAGACUGGUGGUACUGGCAUGCUGUAUCGUAUGCUGGAACGGGUAAGGUAUGAUGGAAGAGACAGUUUUGUACGAUUUGCUGGCUUAAAUGGACCUGAUGGACGAGGACGUGGAGAAGUUGCUCUACGUCGAGCAUACGAAGACGGCAACACAGAAGUAGCAAAAGCUGACAUUGAUCCAGUAGGUCAUUCACCGAAUCAAAAUACGGACCAUAAUACUGCUAUAAAUUGGAAACGUAUUUCUCCAUCCAAAGAAAUUCAAAAACUUAAAAUGAAAGCUCAAAAUUUGCUUCGGAAUAUAAGGUCUUCUGGUUAUUUAUAG